Molecule: messenger RNA, 4145 nt
Organism: Chelonoidis abingdonii (Abingdon island giant tortoise)
Lineage: Eukaryota; Metazoa; Chordata; Testudines; Testudinidae
Source: RefSeq, a predicted model, not a curated record
CAGCAAAAGAUGAUGGAAGCAUUGCUGUUGCCUUGGGCUACACUGCACACUUGGUCUCAAUGAUUUCCUUCUUUCUGCAAGUGCCACUCAGGUAUCCCAUAAUUCACAAAGGUUCCAGAUCUGCAAUCAAAGAUAAUAUCAACGACAAACUGACAGAGAAAGAGCGAGAGUUUCCACUGUAUCCAAAGGGAGGAGAGAGACUUCAAUUUGAUUAUGGAGUUUACCUUCUCAACAAAAAUAUAGCACAGCUUAGAUAUCAACAUGGAUUGGGUACUCCAGACCUAAGGCAAACUCUUCCUAACCUGAAAAACUUUAUGGAGCAUGGGCUAAUGGUCAGAUGUGAUCGGCAUCAUAUUUCUAGUGCAAUUCCAGUUCCAAAGAGACAAAGUUCUACCUUCGGGGGCUUGGAUGUUGGCUUAUCUACUGGGCCUCCUUCCCCAGAUAAGGGACACCGGAAACGGGCCAGCUCAGAGAAUGAAAGACUGCAGUACAAAACCCUCCCUCCUAGUUAUAACUCUGCAUUAGCACAGCCUAUUGCCAUUGCAGCCCCUGUAGAAGAGUCGGAUAAAAAAUCUGGAUCACUAAUCUCAUCCUUAGAUACCUCCAUGGACUUCUCAAAAGAAACCAACAAAAAAGGAGAGGAUUUGUGUGACAGUUUAAAUGUAGAAAAUGGGAGUCUGAAUAAUGUCCAAGACCAGCAGGAGUCUUUCCUGGGACAUACUAGUGCAAUAAAUGGAACAUUUCUGCCUAGUGAAUGCACUGGCAGUGCAAGCAGCGAGCAGCCAUGCGAGUUCCGUCCUCCCCUCAGCACUGAUCUUUGUUGCACUGUUGAGCAAGCAGAGGAAAUAAUUGGGAUGGAAGCAACAGGAUUCAGCACCGGAGAUCAGCUAGAAGCCUUUAACUGCAUCCCGGUGGACCAUGCUGUGGCAGUGGAAUGUGAUGAUCAAGUUCUAGGGGAGUUUGAGGAGUUCUCCCGAAGGAUCUAUGCACUGAACGAAAACAUGUCCAGCUUUCGCAGACCACGCAAAAGUUCGGACAAGUAAGCUUCAACAGGAAUUCGGUAGUGGACAGUACCACGGUGAUAUCAGUGAUCUGAAAUGAAGAUGAAGUUGCACUUAUAAUCCUUUGUGUUAAUUAUGGAAAAAUGAUUAAAGCUGUUCCUUUGGUGUUGGAAAAUGAACUUUGUAACUGAGAGUGAUAACACAGGAUCAUGGUAUAUUCACUGUCCAGGUAAACUUUGACUCUGCUUCCAGUCCUUUCUUUGUCUGGUAUUUAUAAGCUGUUUUUCAGGUACCAGAGUCCAUUCUAAAUACUUUCUUUGAAAGAGAUUUUAGUGCCAAUCAGGCCCUUGUAUGAAUCUUUGUCUGCUUACGUUAUUAUUUAGUUUUAUUUUAUUUUCAUCUUUUGAGGGGAAAAAGUUAAUUUAAAAAUAUAUCUAUGGUAAGACCAGCAGUCAUUAUAUUUUUACCUUCUCCAAUAUACAGUUUCUCUUGAGCAGUGUAGUCAGUGUUACAGAAAUACCAUGAACUCGCUACUUUUGAACAGCCUCUUAUUCAGUUGAAUUUUGCAAUCCUUAAAACUUUAAGAUUGCACCGAUGGGUUUUCUGUUCUUUAAAGCCUGGUAUAAACAUACCAGAGAAACAUGCAUCUUUUUAUAAGCAUCUAAAUGAGAUUCACGCAGUUUCUCUCCCCACGUAAACGAUACCCACACCAAUUCCCUCCCCUCCUACACUCACUGCUACUACCAGCAGGCAAAGUUUCCAGGUGGAAACCUUGAGGGCUAAUUAACUUAACUGUUCUUCAACAGUCAUCUGUUAAUCUAACCAAUGGACACUGCCCCACUCCUGGUUUAGGUUUAAAAUAGAGCUAUUAUACCACAGGCAAAAGCCUAAAAAUGCAUUAUAUUAGCGGGUUCCACCUAUCAUUUGUAGUAUGAGAUGUCUUGCUUUCAGACAUUAAGGUGCUGUGUUGGAUUUCAUGGACACUAUCAAGUAGUCCAGACUAUGUGCAAUCAGUACAUUGGACCUGUUAUGCAGUUUGAUUGUAGAUAGGUAGUUUACCACUGGCACGUGUUUACAACUGCACUAAUGGAAAAACAGAUUUUGCAGCCUGCUCGUGAUUUCCUGGUAUUUGUCUGAGUUCGGAUUUCAUUGCUCUUGCUUUCUAUAUUGUAUACCCAAGAAUUUGGGCUCAGUUGUGAGCUCUCAAAUAUCAAUAUAUAUAUAUAUAUAGCAGAAUAAAAGUUUAAUUUACUUCAUUAUGCCUGAUUUUUCUUUCCCACUUUAGCCUUUCUUUUGAACCAGUAAGCAAGUCUGUUACUUUCUAACCUCACCAUAAGGUUAACCUAAAUUAAUUUAAACUGUGGAUAUGUGUAAUCUAAACAUUGUAGGUUGACAAACCAAUACACUGAGUGUGAGAUACAGUAUAUACAUAGUUGCAGUCUAGUAGCUGCAUUUUCUAUGUAGCACCUUAAUGAGUAUAUUAAAAUCCUAUUUAUAUUUUCAUUAAAAGUUUCAAAAGCUUGUUUAUAACUGCAUUAGUUAACCUAGCCUUUCUACAGCAUUUCAUCUACUUUGAGGAUAUUGCAAGAAACAUUUAAAAACAGGCAUUCAGAAAUUAAGGCCAAGGUAUUAAGCACAUGUCUAACAUCAAGCAUGAACAUAUUCUAUUUAAUUCAGUGGGACUACUCAAAUGCGUAAAGUUGAGCACAUGCUUAAGUACCUUCUGGAAUUGGGCCCCAUCGGCCCUGAAAGAUGGUGCUUCAGUUCUAACAUCAUGAAAAAUUCCUUUGCAUUCCAAAAAAAAAGUGUGUAUUUCCAUAGGGUAACUAACAGCUGUUUUAAAGCACUAUUACUAUGCGUGGGGAAAACUUAAAAAAUAUUUUUUUACUAAACCCUAUGGACAGCAUAAUGAGAGCCAAAUCUGAAUGCCCAGAAUUCCCAUUGAAGUCUCUGUGCUUCAUAUGAGAACAAAGUGGUGGGAUGCUUCGUGCUAAUGACUUCAUCUUAACUUCUCCCUCUCUUCUGCUAGCAGAGAGAAAUAUAGCAGAACCACCUACGACCUCCGGUCUGAGCACCAAUGGCAAUAGGAGUCACUCAUGCACGUUUGAGGGUGGAGCACUUCUACUGAUAUAUACAGUACAUGCAUGAGGAAAGUCAUUAUAUUUGGGAGUACAAUGGAGCCUGUGCUAUGGUUCUCUAAAUCUACCGAAAGAAAAGUUGUAAAAUUAUAUCCCUUACUCAGGCACCAUUUGACUCAAAGCAAUUGGACAAUGUAUUAAAUGGAGGUUCAUAGAACAUCAGUGACUUUACAUACUUUUUGCGUUAUUUUCAAAUUGAUUAUCUCAGGUUCCACACAACCAAAUGAAGCCCAAUAGUUGUCUUCCCACAUGUUGUGUUGCUCUGUUGCUCUUUAACCCGGUGUUUCUGGAGUUUAUAAAAACUCUUCUAAUGAACCACUGUUGACCGCUGUAAUUAUAAUGCUUAUGUCACAGUACAGCUAUUCUUGAGUCUGCAUGUUUGUUGCACAAGUUUGCUUUACCCACUUUCUUCAAUAAUGAAUCCUUUCAGCACACCCACACCGUAAAUUGCCACCACGUUUCUUGGCAGCGUUUUAUAACGUUCUAAAUAGUGUCUUGGGGCUAAUCAAAGCAUUGACAAAUUUAUUUUUGCCAUUAUAAGGCAAAAAUAUUUGCGCAAGCCGCCACCAUGUGGCUUUUUUACAGUUUGCCUUGUAAAUUACUGAAUUAAAAAAAAAUCUGGGGGUGAGGGAGAAUGCAGGUAAACUGUAAAUUCGGAUGAUAUAUCACUGUGCAUUUUAGUUGCCAAGAGCCUUUUAGUUUCUGCACAGCAGACACACUGUUAAGUCUGCAAGCGUUUUCAAGUGAAAAUGUUUCAUUGCAUUUUCUUCCCCCACUAGAAAUUCCUAAGAUUUCUCAGAUUAUUAGUUUUGGAAGAUUUGUGUCCAGCUCUAUUUUUAUAGCAAGCAUAAGUGUGUUGGCUUAUCCUUGCCUAGCCAGGUACUUUAAAUAACUUAAACAAAAUAAAAUAUCCCAUAAUAAAUGGCAUGUUAAAGUUCCAUUGGUAAUUGCAAAAAAAUCUCAGCAUCUGUAUUUAUAAAAUAAAAUUGGUUAGUAUUUAUCUGAA